Molecule: messenger RNA, 4218 nt
Organism: Ctenopharyngodon idella (grass carp)
Lineage: Eukaryota; Metazoa; Chordata; Actinopteri; Cypriniformes; Xenocyprididae
Exons: 9
Coding region: 735-2960 (741 amino acids)
Source: RefSeq, a predicted model, not a curated record
CUGUAUAUUAAAGUGAUUACUAUGCUAUACCACAGUGGAAUGAAUAUAAGUUGAAGCUACAGCAAAGAGUGGGAGAGUGACCCAACUCUCAAACCGUGGAUUGUUCUGUUUGAUGUAAAAGUGGUAAGUGCAUGAUUAUUAUUGUCAUUCAUUUUUUGACAAAUUUUCGCCUGUUGUGGUGUGCACAUGUGUGAGUAAAAUGAAUGCAGAAACAUAUUUGUCAUAUUUCCUCUUUUUUUCUAACUGCAUUUGCCACAUUUCCUCUUUUUUUUUUUCUAACUGCAUUUGCCAUGUUUUGAUCUGUUUCCCUGUUGUAUUGUUCUCCUGUCUGUGAAAUUCAUUCAUUCUUACCAUUUUAUUUUGUCACUAUUUAGUUUUUUUUUUUUUUUUAAAUAAAGGUACUUAUAAGCCAUGCUCAGUAUAAAAUUCGAUCACAUUCUUUUGGGUUUUUGUUGGAGUGGGCGGGUUUUGGAGAGUUUUUGGGCUGGAAUCUUUGGAUCAAUCUGGCAACACUUAAUGGGUGUGAACAAAAAAAAACAUCACUCAGUCGGGAAUUCUACGAAUGUUUUAUGUUUUGGAUUCCUCUUUCAGUUCGAUAAAAUAACCAUGAACAGUUAGUAAAACACAGUCGUUUUAAAAUAUUUGUUUUUAGUCGUUUUUAGUGCUCUGUUAUUCGGUUUUAUGUGCAGCUCAGGCACGAGAGAGACGGGAGCAGAUUCCUUCACUGCAAGAUCAUGAAUCUUAAAGCAGAUAUGACGGAACUCUACAGCGAAACGAGGAACAUUGUUUUACUCUCUGUCUUUCUGACAGUUUUGAAUGGUGUGUCUGGUGAGGUUGGUGAAACUAAGAAGCUGUCCAUUUUGGAGGGAGAUUCCAUUACAUUACACACCAACCUUACUGAAAUACACGAGGUUGAUCUGAUGAUGUGGAUGUAUGGAGCUCAGAAGUCUAUUAUCGCUAAACUCAGUGGAAAAAAUCUGAUGAUUUCAUAUUAUGAUGUUGAUGACGGACGAUUCGGAGACAGACUGCAGCUGGACAAUCAGACCGGAUCCCUGACCAUCAGUGACAUCAGGACCAAACACUCUGGAGAUUAUCAGCUAAGGAUCAUCAGCAGCAAGACCUCAUACAAGACAUUUAGUGUGACCGUCCAUGAUGUGUUUUUUGCUGGGAUAACAAACAAGAAAGAAGGAGAAUCCAUCACUCUACAUUCUGGUGUUAAUGAAAUUCAGAAACGUGAUGUGAUUCUGUGGAUGUUUGGACCAUUGAAUCCAGACAUUUUAAUAGCUGAAAUCAAUAUUACAGUUCAUAAGAUCUCAUAUAGUAAAGAUGUGAGAUUCAGUGACAGACUACAGCUGGAUGAUCAGACUGGAUCUCUGACCAUCAUAAACAGCAGAACCACAGAUACUGGAGUUUAUCAACUACAGAUCACCAACACUAAAGAGACCUUUUACAAGAGAUUUGAUGUUUUUGUUGCUGUUCCUGAUCCAACUCUGUCUUCAGGUGUUUUAGCUGCACUGGUUUGUAUCUUUGCGCUGCUGGUUGUGGCUGCAGUUGUAAUCGCUGGUGUGUGUUACUAUCGCCGCAAGUACUCUCGACUGAAGGAUGAAAUGAAGACAAAAGAAGUGACAGAGGGAGAUUCUGUCACUCUACACACUGGUAUAACUGAACUACAGAGAUAUGAUAAAAUACUCUGGAGUUUCGGGCCUAGAGGCUCAAAUUCAUUGCUCAUUGCUGAAAUUCUCGAAAGGACCAGUAAGAUCUCAUUUGGAGAUGACGAGAGAUUCAGAGACCGACUGCAGCUAAACAGCGAGACUGGAGAUCUCACCAUUAGAGAUGUCAAAUUCACACACUCGGGAGAUUAUCAUCUGAAGCUCUUCAGCAACAAAAUGAUCAAGUCCAAAAGAUUCAGGGUUAUUCUCUAUGUGGACUCACUACGAUUCUCAGAGGGAGAAAACGUCACUCUAAACACUGGUGUUGGUGAACUACAGACAGAUGAUCAGGUGCUCUGGAGGUUUGGAUCUGAAGACACCAUUAUAGCUAAAAGAUAUAGAAACACCAAUCAGAUCUCAUAUAAUGAUGCUCAUGAUGAGAGAUUCAGAGGCAGACUGAAUAUGGAUAAUAAGACUGGAUCUCUCAGUAUCACAAACGCCAAAAGCACAGACUCUGGAGUUUAUCACCUACAAAUCAGCAGCAGAAAUAACAUCUCAUAUAAGAAGUUAAGAGUUACAGUAUGGUUGGAUACAGUGAAAGUGACCGCGGGAGACUCCGUCACUCUAAACACUAAUAUUCCUGAACUAGAUGGAGACAGUAAGAUACUGUGGACACAUGGAGACAAUGACACUUGCAUUGCUGAAAUCAACAAAGCCACCAGUAAGAUCUCACUGUAUCGUGGUAAUGAUGUGAGAUUCAGAGACAGACUGCAGCUGGAUCACCGGACCGGAUCUCUGACCAUCUGGAACAUCAGCGUCGCACAUUCUGAUGUUUAUAAGCUGCAGAUCAGCAGCAGCAGAGGGAAUAAAUGCAAAAGAUUGGUGGUUAUUGUCAAAGAAAACAAAGUGUCAGCGAUGGAGGGAGAAUGUGCCAAACUAAACACUGAUAUUAGUGAACUACAGAGAGAUGUUCUGAUACUGUGGAUGUUCGGCCCCGACGACAAUCUUAUAGCUAAAGCUGAUAUAGAGAAUAAGAGGACAUGUACAUAUGAUGGUUCUGGUGGGAGAUUCAGGGACAGAUUGGUGUUGGACCGUCAGACUGGAUCUCUGACCAUCACAAACAUCACAAACACUGACUCUGGACUGUAUAAACUCAAGAUCAUCAGCAGCAGAGAGACCAAAUAUAAGCGAUUCAGAGUUACUGUGCAUGUUGUGAGAGAGAUGGACACAGGAGAUGCUGCGGGAUCCCACCAGAGAGAAAACUCAGAGGGGAUGCCCUUGCUUCCAGUGAACAGCAGCAGUAGUGUUUGACAGAGUAAUCUUAUUCCCAUUAUUUUUAUUCAUUUAUUUAUUUAUUUUUAAUGAAGCAUUAAGAUCCACCCCACAAACAGACACUAUCUGUUCGGUGCUGUUGAGCUGUGAAAUUACUAAAAAAAUAAUUUUGUUUUGUAGUUAUUACACACCAGUAUUCCCUGCCUGAUGUAUGUGAUGACAUGAAAAGCAGGUUAAUUUGCACGUUUAAUAGUGGCGGCUGGUGCCAAAACAUUUUGGGGCGGUGUAACAAACUGAAAAUCACACCGUCAGAAGCAAGGGAUUGAAUGUGAUUGUUAAAUAGCCAUUUGACAGUUGAUAUAAUGGUGCUUAGCUAAAAAAUUGACAAUUUGACUGUUAAAACACAUAAUACGGUACCACUAAUGAGUGAAUUUGAGUUGAUUGUGGGUUUAUUAUUGUCAGCAGUAAAGUGCCAGGACUUUGAGAUGGCAAACAGGGAAAAUGAUAAAAGGCAUUACAUACACACUGCAUCCAGUGUAGACAGCAUUACUGAUUGUAAUGGGUGUUCUUUCAUUUGGAAGGAAUGCUACACCAACCUGAAACUUGUUCCACUUCAGUGGGGAUGAUCUCUUGCAGUCUCGAGCUUCUGAGACAGAAAGAGAUUCAUUGACAAGAGUCGAGAAUGUAAGCAGUGAUCAUUGCACUCCGUUAGGAUGGACUCAUCUUUAGCAGAGGCUUGUUAAAGGCGAUAAAAUAAUCGGAUUAGAUAUCGCCCCAGAGCUCAACAUGAGAAGGAUAAGCAUACAUUGUCCACAGAUGAUUUCUAUCAUAUACCAUAUCAUAUCAUAUAAAAAUCAAUUAUUAUUAUUUUGUGUGUGUGGCUCAGGGAGGACGGCACCCUAGCGCCCUCUAUUGGCCAGCCAUCCCUGUGUUUAACCUUGAGGUCAGAACAUUUCUGUCUGUCUUUAAAGGGGAACAGUGUGUCAGGUACUUUAACACUAUCCAUGUUGGGCUAGAUUUUCCAGUAUUUUCAUGAUACUUUUAUUGCCAAAACAUAUCUAUCUACAAGAGUAAAUUCCAAACUGUGACACUAGAGAUCUAGUAAAUUACAAAGAUAGCAGGAGAGAGUGUUUCUGCUUAAAACGGCACGAUAUAUUAAUAACACUGAUGUGUUUGAGUCUGUGAAUCCACAAGUGGUAGUGAUAUUUACCAAAUCUUCACUCAGUAGAAUGAUUUCUGUCUAAAACGUAUGAAAUGUAACAAAUGUAUGUACUUUAAUAAAUACAUUGAAUUCUAA